AUGGCAGGAGCUGAAUCAAACAGGCCCAUCACAAAGAUCAGAAGGUUCAUAGGGGUCAGGCAAAGGCCUUCAGGAAGGUGGGUGGCUGAGAUCAAAGACUCAUCUCAACACGUGAGGCUAUGGCUGGGGACCUAUGACACCCCGGAGGAAGCGGCUCGGGCUUAUGAUGAAGCGGCUCGGACCCUGCGUGGCGAAAACGCCCGAACCAACUUCGCACUGCCAGCUAGCCAAUCAGCCACGGGUGAUCAAUCUGGGUCCGAGGCCAAGCAUGGGAUAAAUUUUUCUUCUUUGAAAGCUAAGCUGAGCAAGAAUCUUCAGAGUAUAAUGACCAGAUCAGGAAGCGAAACGACGUCGUUCAAAAGUAGAGUGAGUGACCAUAUCACUUUUGCUAGCAUAUUUCAUCACAAGAGGAGUUUCCUGCCGUACCAAAUCUCUUCACUUGGUACAAUGAAGAACAUGGAUUGUAUGGUUCAGCCUAGUAUUAUAGUACCUCCUGCUAAAACUGAUAACGAUCAGCCUUGCGGUUCUUGGGAAAAUUCCUGUGCCUCUGAUUGUGGCUGCUCCAAUCAUGGGGUUGGGCUCCGGCAAACUGCAACGGACUCUGCAGUGUCGGACGGGUCGGAUUCUGGGGAGGUUAUUAGUACUUUGGGGGAUCAAGGGUUUAUGGAGCAAGUGAUGGGGUGGAUCAAUAGCAGCCCUGAGGAAGGUUCAAGGAGUAAGAGGCUUAAGGUGUCAUCUUCAGUAUUUGUGCCUCCAACUUUUAGUGGGUCUCCAAGUUGUGUUAGUGGUAGUUGUGGCUCUCCUUGUUAUGGUUAUGGUUCUCCAUAUGUAUGA
Molecule: messenger RNA, 834 nt
Organism: Neltuma alba
Lineage: Eukaryota; Viridiplantae; Streptophyta; Magnoliopsida; Fabales; Fabaceae
Product: ethylene-responsive transcription factor ERF116-like
Exons: 1
Coding region: 1-834 (277 amino acids)
Biological process (GO): regulation of DNA-templated transcription
Molecular function (GO): DNA binding; DNA-binding transcription factor activity
Source: RefSeq, a predicted model, not a curated record